UCCUACGCCCUUCAACCCUUGUCUGCUUGAUCCAGUUACACACGAUUCCUUACAAUAAAACAUUAUUUCAUGCCUCAUACUUUGCCUUCUGAAGUUCUGUGUAUUAUAAAUCAUCGGUGCUAACAGGGCAUUCGCGUACAAAACAAGCAGAAUGGUUUUGACUCGGAUAAAAUAGAGCCGAAAACCACGCUUUAGAUGAAUUCAAAUGCCCGCAGUCUUAAAUUUACUCCAUUUCCGUACAAGACGAUGUGAGAUAAUGAAAUUCCUUCCACCAUGAAUAGUUUAGAUCCGAUAAUUACAAUAAACGACUGCUUAAAUCUGGUUAUUUGUGUAAAUUUCUACCUAAAAAUGAGUGAACGCCAGAUAAACAAAGUCAAGGUCGAUUCACACAGACUUUAAAACCCGUCACCGUACCAUUCCGUAUGGAGGUUUACAAGGACAGAGUGAACCAAUUUUUUAUUUUUUUACCGUGGCUGUCCUCAUAAAAUUAUGAAAUGUUCGAGCUUCGAACUCUUGGCCCAGUUUACAUUGCCUAUAGCACAUAUACUUGAAAAAGUAGUCCGUCAGUUGCAUUGACGGUAUAAACCUGCAUUGACUGAAUAAACCUCAAGUUUACACGGCAGGCAGAUAUCGGCCUGAUAAAUGCAUAGUGGUAGGAUAAAUAUGGAUAUACCAUUAUUUAAUUCAGAAAUUAGAAAGCUAAGAAAAAAUGACAAGGAGCUUACAGCAGAACUUUUUGAUAUAGAGAAACAGUAUAAUGAUGUUUAUAAGGUCGCCGAAGAUUGGCUCCGUCAUAUUUACAUGACUUGCCAAAGACAGUUUUUCUUAUGGCGGUAUGGCCAUCUCAAGGAUAUGAUAAAGGAAUGCAUCGAGUUCUUGGAGCAUCCAGAAACGUAUAGGAGUACAGAAAUUCCAAAAUACAUCACGGAAACAAGCAGAGAACAAUUUGAUUAUAAGAAUAUACAACAGUUACACACAAAAGAAGAAGUGGAAAAAGAUAUUGAACUCAAAUUGAAGUGGAAAAGGGAACUCGAGAAAAGAAUAAGAAGACUGAUAGAAUUGGGAAUGAAAUAUCAAAAUUCCAAACAACACUAUCCACACAGGCGAUACGAGAUACUAGAAUCAAUCAUCAAAGAAAUCAUCAGAGAUUGACAAAAGUAUUAUAAAAAGGUUUCUCUCAUUUGUGCCAAAACAAUUUCAUUUAAUUCAAUGUGAAAAUUACGUAAGUCUAUGUUCAUCAACACUCUAGAUGUAAAAGUAAGACUUCGAUAUUUAUUUAUUCCCAACUAUUUCUUUAUUGCGAUUAAAACAAAUUUUCAACAAUUUUAUAGUAUAAAGUAAUAAUAAAAUCCGUAACAAGAACCUUUGAAAGCAUAGAACGCAAGCAAGCAACAUAA
Mercenaria mercenaria is the source of this 1397-nucleotide messenger RNA. RefSeq lists its product as uncharacterized. Lineage: Eukaryota; Metazoa; Mollusca; Bivalvia; Venerida; Veneridae. The record is from RefSeq and is a predicted model, not a curated record. Bases 643 to 1152 code for a protein of 169 amino acids. The transcript has 4 exons.